AUGGCAUACACUUCAUACUUUGAAGCACUGGAAGAAUGUCAGCUAAGUUCCUUGGAGUAUCGCAGGCUCUAUAAUGAUUUGGCCUACACAAUAUUCCGAUUUUUGUUUCUUCUAAAAAAACUACAGUUCAAAAUGAGCAACACUAUUCGAAUAUACUCAUGUACUCAUGUUUCUGAAACGUUGCCUUCUGAAACGUCGUGUUACUGUCGGGGUCUGAAACGUCGGAUUCUGAAUGUCGAUUUCAGAAACGUCGUGUUUCUGAAACGCCGCAUUCUAAAACGCCCAGGAGCCGAGAGUCGCGAAAAUGGAAAAACCACAAAACGCUACAUCAAAGUGACCAAACAGGAGCGUAUUCUCAAUUUUUUUAAUGUAUUUUUCAUCCAGGUACCAGUUACGGAGUAA
Messenger RNA from Caenorhabditis briggsae, 402 nucleotides. The coding region runs from base 1 to 402 and encodes 133 amino acids. The transcript is spliced from 4 exons. The record is from RefSeq and is a predicted model, not a curated record. NCBI's taxonomy places the organism in Eukaryota, Metazoa, Nematoda, Chromadorea, Rhabditida, Rhabditidae.